Messenger RNA from Penicillium maclennaniae, 1521 nucleotides. Its product is annotated as Zn(II)2Cys6 transcription factor domain-containing protein. Gene Ontology annotation, molecular function: DNA-binding transcription factor activity, RNA polymerase II-specific; zinc ion binding. The coding region runs from base 1 to 1521 and encodes 506 amino acids. Gene Ontology annotation, biological process: regulation of DNA-templated transcription. The transcript has 5 exons. NCBI's taxonomy places the organism in Eukaryota, Fungi, Ascomycota, Eurotiomycetes, Eurotiales, Aspergillaceae. The record is from RefSeq and is a predicted model, not a curated record.
AUGGUCGGUAUCGGAGGCCGGAGCAAAGGGUGCAAGACCUGUCGCCGGCGAAGAGUGAAAUGCGAUGAAGGCAAGCCUCACUGCCAGCGAUGCUGCAAGGCUAAUAUACAAUGCGAUGGCUACAUACAGUAUGCCGAGUUCGUGGAUGUGACUUCCCAGCUCACUAGCAAGCGCUCUUCCAAGAAGGCCAAAUCCACAGUGCUCAGCUCAGCUGGGAGUACAGGGUCCAAUGAUUCUGUCGUGGAGCUGCCGUUCAUGCCAUUGACUGUCAACCCAGCUUUCGACGAACAGAUUGUCUUCACUUCUCAUCUCAUUAAUAGGCUGUUUUCAUGGGCCACGGACCCAAAUUCACCCGCCUCCGCUUCUUGGAUCCUUUCACUUACCUGUCCAACCGAGGACGAACAAGGUGUCUCGACGUCUUCACUUCGUGCUUUGGCAACUGCUUAUUUCGGAAAAACCCACGGACACUAUGAACUCGUAAGAAAAGGCGCGGGAUUCUAUUCUCGAGCACUUACUUCUCUACGUGAAAAGCUGCAAGAUUCUUCACACGUCUUAGGUGAUGAGGUGCUGGUCGCCAUCAUCUGCAUGGGAAUUUACGAGCUCGUCACCUUUGACCAACCAAAUGGAUGGCUUCAUCAUUACAAGGGCUUGGCUCGAUUAACUGCUUUGAGAGGGCCACACUGCUUCCAAGCAGGCAUCGCGCACGCGUUACUACCUACGCUUCGAUCUUGCAUUUCCAUUGGAUACAUCGUUGAACGCAAGCGCUGCUUUCUCGAUGAUCUGGAAUGGAAGACAAUACCAUGGGCGAUCAAGGGCAUCGACUCAAAAGAGCCCAUUAGCCACCUGCACGACUAUCUCAGUGACCUGCCUGGCUUUCUCGAAGACAUGGAUCGAGUUGUGAAUUGGCCUGCUUAUGAACCAGGACUCGACGACUUCAAAGCUGCCUACGGUGGACGAGUUUAUGCGACCCUCGAGGCUGUUUAUACUUGGCGCUGGGACUGGGAGCAAAAAUUUCCUAACGCGACAUACUUGAUUUCGCCCAAAGACCUUGAUGCAGAAGUAACCUUGGGAUUACCACACAGCCCAUUCCAGUCGAUCAUCUGGUUUUCCAACGCGUAUCGCGCUACCGAGUUAAUUACCUACAACUGCAUCCGGCUGAUUGCGACAAGGGCGCUUGAGAUAUCGGGAAUCAGUAUUGAUAUCCCAUUGUCUGAGGUGAACUCAACCGAUCCUCUAAUGCCGAUGCAAGGUACUAGACACGACGUGGCCGUGGAGACGUGCCGGAUGAUGAACUACCAUCUUCAUGUUCUGAGACGGAGUUCAGGGGCUUUCAUGCUUCUUUUCCCGCUGAACGUGUCAUACAUUCAUCUUGAAGGUGAUAACGAAGGAGCCAAGACUUGGCUUGAAGGCGUUAUGGCCGUUGUUGCGGACAUGCAUGGGUUUGAAAUAGGACGGAAGGAAAAUCUACCGCGGCAGGCUCAACUGACCGGGACAGGCACAAAAGCACCCACGCCCGCCUAA